AUGAAUAGUGACCAAAAUCCCGUUACGAAUGCACCGGUAGCACCUACCUACGUAGAACUGUACACGAUGGUGCAACAAUUAAGUGAACAGUUGAAGGCUAUGUCCGAGAGCCAAAGGCAAAAUGCUUCCUCGAGCGGUGACAACUCGAAUCGCGCCAGUUGUACUACUGCUGAAUUUCGCAUCGUCCCGGACCUGAACAAGACAGUAAAGGAAUUCUGCGGACGAGAAACGGCGUGUGAAGCGGAUGAUUGGUUCGAGUCCGUUAAUACGUUGGCGCGAAUAAACAACUGGCCAGACGGUUACAGGUUACAGUUCAUACGUUCGUGCUUGGUCGGAGCAGCACGGAAUUGGUUCCUAGGACGGGAGUUCGAAAACUGGGACGAUUUCUCCAAGAAAUUCAAAUCCACGUUCUCGAGGGGAAUGCGUGUCACCGACAAGUGGAACCUGAUGCAAAAACGAGUUCAACAAAAGAACGAACAUGUAGUGGACUUCUUCCACGAAAAAAUAAGGAUGUGUCGAGAAUUGAAACUGUCCUUCGACGAGAUCAAUUAUCACGUGCUGCAAGGCGUAUAUUCGCGUGAGCUGGCCAUUUUCGCGCUGAGUAAUAAACACGAAAACGAAAAUGAGCUGCUUGGAGACCUACUAGAGUGGGAACGAUUGAACGCUCUGCGUAACGGUAUAAGCCGAAAAGACGAUCUGGUCGACAAAAGAAAUGAAAAAUCCAACUACAGUUCAAAGAAGUCUGAAAAAAAUGUGACGGCGACCGUGAACCAAGUACCGUUGUACGUAGCACCGCACCGACGGGAGACUAAGACUACUACGACUAACGGAGAAUUACCAAGUAGUGAACAGGUCGAGUGCUGGUUUUGUCACAAGACAGGCCAUGUCGGACGCGAUUGUUCUCAGCGUCUAGAGAAGCUGACGUGUUAUGGUUGCAGUGGUAAGGGUCAUUUAAAAAGAGACUGUCCGGCACGGAGCAAGGCAGAAACCAACGUGACGACGACGGGAGUCACAGUUGACAACCCACAUCGGUAUUUAAAGUAUGGAGUCAUACGAGGUGCAGUGGUGAGUCUACUUGUAGACACGGGUUCACAUUAUUCACUAAUUAAACAAAGUGUAGCCGAAAGAGUUGGAUUGGUGAUCGAGUAUGCUACGCAACCGUUGUACGGAAUUGGUAGUGUAACAGUACCAACCACGACGACAGUUGGAAGGGCGUUGGAGAGCAUAACGGUCGAAGGUGUCGAGGCUGGACCCGUAACGUUAUUAGUAGUACCUGACGAUGCACAGCGCACGGAACUCAUAGUGGGUAGAGGUUGGUUAGAUCUACCUUACGUCACGUACUACAAGACCAGCAACGACCUGAUUAUAAAAAGAAUUGACAAGAACUGUCUGAGUACGUCGACAGGAAACGCGGACAUAACAAGUAGCACCGAUGCUAUAGUGCAUGUGACAGAAGUUGAUGAGUCACUGUACAGGGAGCCGCUGACGGAAGCAGAUUUCAAGUACGUAAGCACUGAAGCGACAAGGGUGGAAAGGGACGAGUUGCUAGUGUUGCUGAAUUCGUACAGAGACACCUUUGCGAAAAACCUAAGUGAACUCGGGUGUACCGAAAUGGCUGAGCUCCGCAUAGAUGAAGAGGAAGGCAGCAAACCAGUGACUUGUAGACCAUAUAAGGUGUCAUUGGCAGAACGCAAGGCCAUGGCUGAGAUAAUCGCUGAGUGGAAAUCGUGCGGAAUAGUCACGGAGACACGGUCACCGUAUGCGAGUCCCGUACUACUGGUAUCACAGAAAGGUGGCAAGUCAAGACUGGUGGUCGACUACAGGCGCUUGAACAGACAGACUCGGAGACAAAACUUUCCACUACCAAGCAUGGAUGAACAGAUUACGUUGCUCGGAACCGGACAGCUGUUCGUCCAGCUAGACCUUGCGAAUGGAUAUUUUCAGGUACCGCUGGCAAAGGAGUCUAGAGAAAAGACCGCCUUCAUUACACCAGACGACAUGGGUGAGUUCACAAGAACACCGUUUGGCCUAGCUGGAGCACCUGGGGAAUUUCAACGACUGAUGAACGUAGUGCUGGGAGAGCUGCGUGGUACAUUAGUCAAGAGUUAUUUGGAUGAUUGGGUGUUGGAGGCCAGUGACUGGGAAGACAUGCUGACCAAAUUGGAGCUAGAGUUGAAGUGCUUAAGAAAGGCCAAACUAACGUUGAGACCCGGUAAGUGUAUGUUCGGAACCAAAGAAAUCGAAUUUUUGGGUUUCGUAAUCACCAAGGGCGAAAUUAAACCUGGUCGGGAGAAAACUAGGUCGAUAUCCGAAUUUCCAAGACCCGAGAAUAUACACGAACUGCGGGGAGGUUUCUAG
This is a messenger RNA of Macrosiphum euphorbiae (potato aphid), 2358 nucleotides long. The record is from the annotation of a GenBank genome assembly. NCBI's taxonomy places the organism in Eukaryota, Metazoa, Arthropoda, Insecta, Hemiptera, Aphididae.